AUGGCGCUCGCGGUCCGACCCAAGAGUGACUAUGCAAGCCGGCUGGACUGGGACCUCCACAGGGACACCAUCACGAGGCUGUAUUGGGAUGAACGGAAGACCUUGAAGGAGGUGGCGGACUUCAUGGAGAAGGAACACGACUUCUACGCCACACUGAAGAUGUACAAGUCCCGAAUAAAGAAUUGGGGCUUGACCAAGAAUCUGAAGAGCCAGGAGGCAGAACGAAUUAAAACCAAAGUCGACCAAGGCGCGACGCCGACUCUCCCCGUGAUCCGGGGCCGGCAAAUAGGCUCCAAGAGAUUCAAGCGUCACUUGAACCAAGUCCAACCUCAUUCGCCCACCAACCAGUUGGUAGCUCGACGGCAUACGCAUAGUGCUUCGCCACCUAUUCCACAACGCCUUAAAUCCCCGAAAUUACUGAAGGAGGCCGAAGACUGCAUCCAAGCCAUUAUGAGCUACACAUCCAGUCGCUUUGACGACCACAUCUGGGACUUGUCGUCCCACGACUAUAAUUGGGGCGGGGACACUGCGUCCUCAUGGUGGGUGGACAUGUGGGUCGUGUCAGACUUGAUAGAACAGCGGCGCAGUUCUCCCGAAGGCUUUGAGCUGCUUGAGGAGUGCUUCGACCGAUAUGGGACCCUGAUCGUAAACCAGCACCCCGGGCUGGUCAGCGCUACACUCUGCACCAUCCUCCAGCUCGGCGGUGUCGGCCCCGAGCUCGCCGAGUCUCUCCUGCGGUAUGUGGCCGGCCUAAGCCAGAUCAAACUGGGGCCAGCUCACCCUUUCACCCGUCUCUGGACAGUGCUCGUCGGUAUGGGUCUACCGCAGAUACGCCAAGCUGCAUUCGCCCUCAUGACAGCACACAUGGAUGUCAUCAGGGCCAACACCGAGCCGGGCCAACGCUUUCGAACUAUUGCAGAUGUACAUAUUACAAGGCGGUUAGCGAGGUUCGCUGGGAUGCCCAUCCAGGCGGCCAACGGCAGAGUUUUCAAUCUCGCCAAAGAAAUCGCCGAGAAUAUGAAGUCAGACAACGACAUACAGUGGCUCAACUUCACGGCCUUUAUCAAGGGGGCCAUCCUCGUCGACGGCGGCCUCUACCAGGAAGCCGACAACUACCUGGAAACGAUCCGCGACGACCUCUUCGGCUGGGGCCGCAACACGGAGAACUUCUACGGACAGAAGGGCAGGAUCAUGGUCGGGCUCGGCGAGUACGACAAGGGCAUCGAGUGCUUCCAGAAGGGGCUUGACAUCGUCACAAAGUGGGACCGGCGCGACCUCUCGCAGGAGGCCUUCGCGUACCACCAUAUGCGCAACGCAUAUCGCCUCAAGGGAGACGUUGAGGGAGAGGAGAAGAUGAAGAUCAAGUUCCUCACCUCCUGGAACUCGCUCGUCAGCCAGAUUAGGGCUGGCAGGCUACACCCCCUCGAUUGA
Messenger RNA from Neoarthrinium moseri, 1431 nucleotides. RefSeq lists its product as uncharacterized. Bases 1 to 1431 code for a protein of 476 amino acids. The record is from RefSeq and is a predicted model, not a curated record. Gene Ontology annotation, molecular function: protein binding. The transcript is spliced from 3 exons. NCBI's taxonomy places the organism in Eukaryota, Fungi, Ascomycota, Sordariomycetes, Amphisphaeriales, Apiosporaceae.